CCGAGGCCGAUGCAGAGGACGUACGUCGACGUAACUCGUGAGUCAUUUCCUGACAGGUCAAUAUAUUACUGCAUGUAAAAGUAGAAGGUUCGACGCGACACGUUACUCCCAUCACCGGUGCCAUGCCUCUUCGGUCACAUGCUCGUCCCGUCCGCAACGUGGAUUCCGCCUUUUCUUCCUGUCUCCCUCCGACCCAUCAUAAGCGCCUCCUCCUCCUCCUCCAUCUCCUCUUCUAUGUACUGCAACGUUACGUUCUAGAUAUAUAACAACAGUAUGAUGUGAUUCCAGCUCUCCACCCAUCAUACUACACACGCGCAGAGCCGCUGGCUGUGCGCCAGAGCGAAGAGAGGGAUGGCGGCAGCGGGCAGCGGCGACGGGCGGCCGAGUCGGUACGAGUCGCAGAAGCGGCGGGACUGGAACACCUUCUUGCAGUACCUCAAGGACCACCGGCCGCCGCUGGUGCUGUCGCGGUGCAGCGGCGCGCACGUGCUGGAGUUCCUGCGCCACCUCGACCAGUUCGGGAAGACCAAGGUCCACGCCACCGGCUGCCCCUUCUUCGGCCUGCCCAGCCCGCCGGCGCCAUGUCCCUGCCCGCUCCGCCAGGCGUGGGGCAGCCUCGACGCCCUCGUCGGCCGCCUCCGGGCCGCCUUCGAGGAGAACGGAGGCCACCCGGAGGCUAACCCCUUCGGCGCCCGGGCCGUUCGGCUGUACCUGAGGGAGGUCAGGGACUCGCAGGCCAAGGCGAGAGGCAUCGCCUACGAGAAGAGGAAGAAGAAGCGGAAGCGGUCGCCGCUUCAGCCCCCUGUCGCGGUGGCGGAGGCGCCGCGCUGCGAUCUAAACUCACUGGAUUACGACAACAUGGACGUCAUCCAGUAUCUCGUAACCGGCACUAACAUGGAGACGAUGACCGGUGAAGCCGAUACCGGGGUCGUCAUGGCAAUCAUGGGAACACUCGACGCCGCUUUCAUGCCAUUGCCAGUGUUUCAUUAGUCCUCUCGGCCCUCCGCUGACAGCAGACAUCUUUAUGACUAGUAUGUACUUGUACGUGACUCACGGCCACUCUUAAGCUUCUUUGUGAAUGAACUAAAUAGCUUCUUUUGGAGUCCUUAAUUCUUGUACAUCAAUCAAGCGGUCUCUUCUCCUUGUCUUGAUCUUUUCAUAUAACGAAAGAAAACAGGAAGCAAUCAUGAAAUCAGUGACAGUCAAUAUGUGAUUCGUGGACGUGAUUAUGAUGGUGAUGAUCAAGCUUGUGAUUUAUGAAAUAGUAGCCAAGUCGCAUCGGUAGGGGAAGGAGAAGUGAUACAUCUGUCGUGAGAUCAGCGGAUCUGCGCCCUUCGUGCCUGCGAAUCCGUGUUCCCCAUUAAACUAGCCGCCUGAUGCGACGUCGAUGGGAUGCGUCACUGCGUCACCGCCACGUAUUCACUGACCGAACACAAAACAUGAAAACGACGCCCUAUAUUGGUUACUUUACGCGGGCCCCGAUGGUCGAACCCGGCACAACCUUUCCGGGGGCAAAUGAGACA
Molecule: messenger RNA, 1523 nt
Organism: Musa acuminata AAA Group (dessert banana)
Lineage: Eukaryota; Viridiplantae; Streptophyta; Magnoliopsida; Zingiberales; Musaceae
Product: protein G1-like1
Exons: 1
Coding region: 352-990 (212 amino acids)
Biological process (GO): response to light stimulus; mRNA transcription
Cellular component (GO): nucleus
Source: RefSeq, a predicted model, not a curated record